AUGAAUGAUGAUAUCAAGCUCAAGAUGCAGAUUCCAGAAGAUCCAGGUAAUCUUCAAUUGUCGGACAGUCAGUCUACAGCCCCUGAGGUGCAAGGGCAGUCACAAGUACUUGGUAAAGAACCAACUCCUUCUAGUAAGGAAUUCAAUUCUUCAGGUGAUGAUUCUAAUGAAGGAUCUAGCCUGG
Molecule: messenger RNA, 184 nt
Organism: Paramuricea clavata
Lineage: Eukaryota; Metazoa; Cnidaria; Anthozoa; Malacalcyonacea; Plexauridae
Source: the annotation of a GenBank genome assembly